GCUCACUGCUCCCCAAGCCUGCAUUUCACUGAUUUUUCUAUGCAACUGUCGCGCGUCUCCACUUUGGAUAGAAAUAGCCUGAUCACCGUGCGCUGCAGAGCGCAAAGGAGCUGAGAGGCACAAGUUGGGAAGAGUGGGAGAAAUCUCUCCUCUGGACUGCAAUACAAUGAGGAAAUUCUGAUGUGGCAGUCCUCCUCCGUUCACUUUACGCUUCCUUUGGCUGUUACCAAAGGGUUAGCCCAUGAGCCGGUAUCCUCUUGUGUGUGAUUCUGUUUUCACCCAGAUCUCUGCUGCCUGGACAAAUGCAUACAAAUGCAUUUAGGAGCCCAACGGACAAGGAGUGGACACGUUUCUCCCGCUGCAGCAACGUGGAACUUCCUCCUGCUCCUGUCAGUAUGCUCAGCAGUACUGUCCGCAGAAGAAGACUACUUAACAGAAGGAGUGGAUAUUCUCUAUCGGCUGGGUCUCUCUCCCCAGAGCAGCAGAGACAAUCCCUACGAGAGGACCACCUCACCCUCCUCCAUUUCUGCCACCACUCCCUCAUUUCCAAACCUCCCUCCUCCUGAAGCUGGGAUUUUACUUGACCCAGACUCCCUCUUUGAGGCCCCAGCAGGCAGCCUGUUCCCGCCAGAGAUCGGUGAAGAGUUUUCUGUUGUGGUGAGCCUAAGCUCCUGGCGAGCAAACAAUGCUUUUCUUUUCAGUAUCAAGGACAGCAGGGACAGGCUGCGUUUUGGCAUUCAGCUGCUGCCGCGCAGAGUGGUGGUUUACACUGCUGAGAAGGCCUCCAUCUACUUCACCUAUGACUGUCAGGAUGGGCACAGACAUUCAUUUGCUGUGGGUGUCCGUCCGCGCUCAGUGUCCUUCUAUGCAGAGUGUGGGGCAGUACACCAGCGAGAGCAGACGCUCAGCAGGCCUCACACAUUGGGGGACUCUGGGGGCCUCUUCACCCUGGGGAGGAUGAACUCCAAAGCGGCAGCAUUCCAUGGCAAGGUCUGCCAACUGGACAUUUACCCCUCAGCCCAGGCUGCCUCGCGCUACUGUAACUACCUUAAAAAACAGUGCCGGCUGGCCGACACUUUCCGAUCACCUUUGACAUAUUUAGGUUUGGAUAUGGAGGCAUCAGAUCCCACUUCUAGCCCCAUGACCGAUACCCCCUCUGGAGUACCCCUUACCAUUCAGACCCUGACGAUGGCCAGAGCAACCACAGAGCAACUAUCCCCAGAAAGUUCCAUCACACAAUAUUCAACCCUCAGCCCAUCAGUACAGCCGAAUCUGGGGGACCGUAGUCACAUCUCCAUGUUGGAGCCCCUUGCACACUCCACUGCAUCCUCUCUCCACCCUGACAGCCCCACCCCAGCCACCCUGAGUGGUUUGGCAACGUUGAGCCUCAUCCAUAGGGCAACAGUCACCACUACCAGUAACACGCCAGCAGUACACAGCAGGCUCCAGGGAGCCGCUGACCAGUCUGAGAACAGCACAGAGGAGGAGAGCAGCUCGGGGAGGCCACAGGAACCAGAUGGCACCCCAGGCCUGAUUUCCCCAGUCAGGCAGAGUCGUGUGAAGGAAGGUCUCAGGAACAACUCCAGCACCAGCCCCAAGGACUCAAGCACCAGGCCCAAGCAGACUGACCAGCUCCUGGAGACUCAGCUGAAAGUCAAUGGUACCACAUUAUACCGUGAGAAUCAGGUGGACGCCUCUGAGGAGCACAGCCUAGAUGGCAGCUAUGAUGAUAUGGACAUGGGAGGCUAUGACUAUGGAUAUGAGGAGCCAGAGUACUUCUAUGACUACGAGGGUGGUUUCCGCGGCCUCAAAGGAGAGCCAGGUCCUCCGGGUCCUCCUGGUCCCACUGGUUUACCUGGUCCUCCAGGAAAAAGAGGCCCUCGGGGUCCCACUGGUCCACAUGGAAUCCCAGGACAGCCCGGUCCACCUGGCCCCAAGGGUUCGAAGGGAGAUCCAGGGUUGUCUCCUGGCCAGGCUCCAGCCGGAGAAAAGGGAGACAGAGGUCCACCAGGCCUACCUGGACAGGAUGGAUUUGCAGGUCCACUGGGUCCUAAGGGCUAUCCAGGACCACGAGGACUGCCAGGAGAACAAGGCAUACCAGGACCACCAGGCGAGGCUGGGGCUGCAGGUUACCCUGGCAGGCAGGGUUUGGCUGGGCCAGAAGGUAACCCAGGGCCUAAAGGUGUCCGUGGUUUCAUAGGGCCUCCUGGUGUAGCAGGGCCACCAGGGCUGGAAGGCGAGAGAGGGAUUCCUGGUCCUGUUGGGAAGCCUGGUCCUAAAGGAAGACAGGGUGUUGUUGGUGAUGCUGGGGAAAGGGGGCCUCCUGGUCCCGAUGGCAAUGAGGGGCCUGUUGGUGGACCUGGCAUUGGUGGCUUCCCUGGUCUGAGGGGAGAGCCAGGGCCUGAGGGACCACGAGGACUACCUGGCAUGGUGGGACCUCAGGGCCCAACGGGACGAGCUGGCCUGCCUGGAUUGAAAGGUGAUAAGGGUGAAGUGGGACAAAGGGGUGAACCAGGAGAAAUGGGGUAUCAAGGCGAUAAGGGUGCUCCUGGUUUGCCUGGCCCUGCUGGUCCUCGCGGGAAACCAGGCCCACUGGGUAAAAUUGGUGAGAUGGGACUAAUUGGACCACCUGGGCCUCCAGGACCAGAGGGAUUUCCUGGGGAUAUUGGAAUACCAGGGCCCAACGGCCCACCUGGACCAAAGGGUCUGCAGGGUGCCAGGGGACCUCAGGGACCGCCAGGGCCAAAAGGAACAGAGGGUGAUGAAGGACCACUCGGCCCACCUGGCAGUCCUGGCCCUACUGGGAGACCUGGAAGGAAAGGCUACAUAGGUGAACCUGGCCCUGAGGGACUAAAGGGAGAGAAGGGGGACCUGGGAAAUGUCGGAAAAAACGGACCACAAGGUCCAGUAGGCCUGAUUGGGAUAGCAGGAGUGAUAGGAGUUCCCGGUGAGAAGGGUGACCGAGGCCCAGCAGGUCCAUUGGGUCCCCCUGGGGAGAAGGGGCCAAGGGGUUAUCCAGGCUUGCCAGGAAAUGCUGGGGAUAUUGGCAUACAAGGCGCACCUGGUCCACAGGGACAGAGGGGUAGUCCAGGAAUUGCCGGCCCAAAGGGCAGAAGGGGUCCCCAGGGUCCAGAUGGCCCACUGGGAGAACUAGGCACUGAGGGCGCCAAGGGUGAAAGGGGUGACAUCGGAAAAAAAGGCGAACCAGGAUUCAUAGGCAAGGCUGGCAGUCCAGGAGAGAGAGGCCCUCCUGGGAAACCUGGUAAACCGGGUAAUCCAGGAAGCACUGGUGAGAGGGGACCCGAGGGUGAACCAGGACCCAAAGGACCUCCUGGAGAAGCAGGACCUGAUGGAGAGCAAGGACAUGAGGGUGCACCUGGUGCAGAGGGAGAAGUUGGUGCCAUUGGAGAGCCGGGGUUAAAGGGUGAUGUCGGGCCUCCAGGAGCAGAAGGCGAGCAGGGACAGCUGGGAAUGAGAGGUCCUCCUGGUCCCCCUGGUGAAGACGGCCCUCAAGGGAAGGAUGGACCCAAGGGUGAACCUGGUGAUCGUGGGCCCAUGGGAGAGCCUGGGGACAGAGGGUCAGAAGGAGACCCUGGAUUCCCAGGACCACCUGGUGAGCCAGGGAAGCAGGGUUUUCGUGGGCCAGAGGGAAAACCGGGGCUGCCAGGGAACCGAGGACGCCACGGCAAGAAGGGAGAAAGAGGCCCUCCAGGUCUCGCUGGUGAGAUUGGAUCAGCAGGAGACAUUGGCCAGCCAGGCGAGCCGGGAUUGAAAGGUGCCAGGGGAACCAGAGGCCCACCAGGUCAGCCUGGUGUUAUGGGGCCUGAGGGACAACCAGGACUGAUGGGAUACACAGGUCACCCUGGCAAGCCAGGGCCCAUUGGACCACCAGGGCCUAAAGGUGAAAAGGGUUACCCAGGAGAGGACAAUAAGACCCCAGGACCAGCCGGGCCCUUAGGUGAACCAGGUCCUCCAGGCGAGCGAGGAGAGCGUGGAGAGCCUGGUGAUGAGGGAUAUCAGGGUCAUAUUGGCAUCACUGGACCUCGUGGAGCUGUUGGGCAGCAAGGCCCACCUGGAAUGCCAGGGCUGGCAGGAGAGCCAGGUCCAAAGGGAGAGAGGGGAGCUCCGGGCUCAGUGGGGAAGAAAGGAGCUACUGGGCUGAGUGGAGCACCUGGUGUUGAAGGACCAGUUGGUUUACCUGGACCUAAAGGAAUGGAGGGAUACCCCGGGCAGGACGGUGCCCCAGGACUACCAGGCUUACCAGGACUGCCAGGAAAACGAGGACGACAGGGUCAAAGGGGUGCAGUGGGACAGGAGGGACCCACUGGACGUCCAGGGCUCAGAGGAGAGGCUGGACUUCCUGGUCCACCCGGAGAGAGAGGACCACCUGGUCAGAAGGGGGAGCCUGGCCUGGCAGGAGAGAGGGGAACCACAGGAAUCAAAGGCAUGGAGGGGGCUACAGGUGACCAGGGCAGGAAAGGAGACCCAGGACCCAAAGGACAACCAGGGGAAUCUGGAGACCUAGGAAUGAUUGGUUUGCAGGGGUUUCCAGGACCAAAGGGACCAAAUGGCGACUUGGGAUUGAAAGGUGUCCCUGGUCCUAAAGGCCCUAUGGGUAUUCUGGGAUUCACUGGACCUGUAGGCCCUGAAGGAAUGAUGGGCCCAAUGGGAAAACCUGGGUUAAGGGGUCCAAAAGGAAGCAAUGGCGAAAUGGGGCCUCAAGGGCCACAGGGGAGCCCAGGUCCCAGAGGACCCCCUGGUGCUCCUGGUCCCACAAGGCAGAUAUAUGCUGACUCCGAGGUCGACAGUCUGUAUGACUCCAACGCUGCCCUUAGGACAGAGAGUUUCCAGAACACGGAAAUGACACUGCCGGACCAGAAUUCGGAGAUCCUGAAGACUCUGCGUUACCUGAGCAGUGUGAUCGAGAGCAUCAAAAAGCCUCUGGGUACACGGGAGAACCCGGCCCGUGUCUGUAAAGACCUGCUGGACUGUCAUCACAAGCUCAGUGACGGUCGGUUCUGGAUUGAUCCAAACCUGGGCUGUACUUCAGAUGCUAUCGAGGUCUUCUGUAAUUUCACUGCAGGGGGCCAGACUUGCUUACAUCCACUGGCCUCUAAUAAGAUGGAGUUUGGUGUAGGCAAAGUCCAAAUUAAGUUUCUCCAUUUACUGAGCACUGAGGCCAGCCACAGCAUUACAGUCCACUGCCUGAGUGAUCCACCCUACGGCACCACAGACAGCUUCAGCCCUGCUGGCCCCAUAACCAAGCAAAACACCCAGCUGCGGUUUCGUGGCUGGAACGGACGGAUGUUUGAGCAAGACACACUACUUGAACCACACGUGCUACAAGACGAGUGCAAGAUCCAAGAUGGCAGCUGGCAUCAGUCACGUUUCCUCUUCCAUACUCAGGAUAGUCGUCAGCUCCCUAUUGUAGACGUACAGGAACUCUCUGCAUCACAGCCUCACAGUCAGCGACAUAUAGAAGUCGGACCGGUCUGCUUCCUCUGAGGCCAGAAUCACCUUCUCUUAUCAUCCUUACAUAAAGUGCUAAAGCAGAAGGCUGCCACACAAAAUGGCUGUCUACCAAAGAUGGGCUGGAACACCAAGCUGGGAUGCGUCUCCGCUCUUUGUGGGAGAGAGUUGCCAUGUCUUUGUGAGAGAGACGAAUGCCCUGUCUGAUCAGUCGUGGGCCUUAGUAGAGGAACUCGGUCUGUAUGGGACAUCCAGGCCAAGAACGCCAAAGGAGAACAGUGUAUACCAAUAUUUAUCAAAUAAAUGUGUAAAGUAUUCUUUGUUUGUUUGUUUGUCUGUCUGUCAAAAAGGUGCUUUGGUUGGCUGCAUCCUGGACUCUUAGUACCCCCUGAAUCUCAGGGUAGGGCCUAAAUACGCAGCAACCUAUCCUAACCCCAAACUCAUACCUCCCUCUCAUAACCCCCCUACCCCAUCCCCACCCCACCCCAUCCCCACACUCCAGUCAUCCUAAGCGGGGGCCCAGCCCGAAGGAAAGUGCCAGGCCUCUGAAUAGGAGCACUGUCUAACUAAAGGGUUAUAAGAGUGCAAUAGCAUGUGGAUUAUGUGUGACUGAUAUGGAUAUUGCAUUUCCAAUCAAACGCUAUAUUUUACAUUGUUUUCAUAAUAAUUUUGUCUUUUGUCCUGCCCAGUUGGACGUGUUACAUCUUGACAGAUGGUGCUCUACCUCUACCCGCUCAUUUGCUUUUUAGAAUAGAUGCUUGUGUCAACUUUGUUUCUUUUUUCUUCGAUUUGUAUGUACCGGUUACAUCAAGAUUUGUUCUGUUGUUUGAGUACUUAUUGCUUUGGUCAUUUCUAAUUUAUGAACCUUUUUUUUGAUACACUACAUAUUUUUCGUAGCUUUUCCUUCUAUUUGGUAGGUUCUUCAGGGGUAACCUAUCAUUGGUGCUGCAGCAAAGAAUGAGUCAUCAGUGAGUUUUUACAUUUCCUGUGUAUAUAUUGACAACAUACUGUAUGUUUGAUUAUUUAUAUCCUUCUUGUUUUUGUUCACAUUACUGUGCCACAGUAAGUUAUACUCUCAGAGAACUAUUUGGUCAGCUACAACUCAGUCUAAAUAAGUAUUUAUGUUUUAAAAAAAAAUGUGUAUUUGUUUGUACACACUCAUGAUUGUAUGUUUAUCAAACCUUUACCUGAGCUCAUUCAAUGGUUGUUAGGUGGACUGGCAGCUACCAUAGGCCAGAGUCAGAAUCCUUUAAAAACAGUCAUCAUAUUCUUAAGUUAUAUUACCUUGAACAGAGUGUAAUUAUAUAAAUUCUCUGGAGGAUAAAGUUGGAUGCAAAUGUGUAAAUAAUAAAUAUGUUGACAUUAAAUAAAUAGAACAAUUU
Molecule: messenger RNA, 6851 nt
Organism: Myripristis murdjan (pinecone soldierfish)
Lineage: Eukaryota; Metazoa; Chordata; Actinopteri; Holocentriformes; Holocentridae
Gene: col24a1
Product: collagen type XXIV alpha 1 chain
Exons: 60
Coding region: 313-5505 (1730 amino acids)
Molecular function (GO): extracellular matrix structural constituent
Source: RefSeq, a predicted model, not a curated record